AUGCCAGAUCACCUCCAGUCGCUUAUCAAGCCCAGUGAAGACGAUGGAAACAGCAGAGCCUGGACCUUCACAUGUGAUUCAAAUCCCAGCAUUGUCGAGCGUGAUGAUCUCCAGGCACCGCUGUACAUAUCUCCAAUCGAUCCACUUUUCCAAGACAUGGAUAAUCCCUCUAGACGUUACCUAUGUCAUUUUGCUACAACCCUCUGUGAAGACCUUGUGAUAGCUGAUGUUCCCAACGAGAACCCAUUCCGCAGUCUGAUCCCCAUAUGUAGAGAUCAUCCUAUCUUGCUCCACAUUAUAGUUGCCAAUUCCGCGAUGCAUAUCUCGAGUAUGAGCCGUCCAGGCUUUGACCCACAUAUAGGCGGCGUACAAUCACCGGUACUAGGUAAUUCGUCCUUGAAUAUCUUGAGCAAUACACGGCAUUCAACAGACGCCCCCGCCGGUGCAACCCUAGAUGCCCUAUUGGCAAAGCAGAACGCAAUCCACCUCCUAAAGACAGCUCUGGAGAAUCUACCAUCCACAGACGUCGACCUCAUAGUGACAGUCAUACUACUAUUUAUCAACCUCGAACUAAUCGACUCCGGCAAAAAUGCAUGGAGAGCGCAUGUUGAAGGCGCAAUGAAGCUUAUCAGCUCUCUAAAGUCGUUCGAGAAUCACCGAAUGUCUCCAAUAGCAUUAAUACGCGAUCGCAUCACUUCAGACUGCCUAACGUAUCAUAUCCUGGGCUCAACCCUCACAAAUUCCACCACCUUCCUGGAUCCAUUCGCUCUCCCCAUCGAUAUAACCACCAUCCUCAGACGAUCAGAAGCAAACAGCUAUCUCUCCUUCCCGACCACACUCCUCCAGAUCCUGUUCCGGGCAUGCGAGCUAUCGAAUAUAGCCUGCCGUCUACCCACAACGGAAUCCCACACUCUAAUCAACGAAGCACAUUCGUUACUAGAUGCCGCACAAUCCUUCGACGUAGCAGCCUGGGCGAACAGUGUCGAAGGCGCCCCCACACAGCGAACACCAAACCGGAUCCACACAGCCCUCGCCCACCAAAACGCAGUAUGUAUAUACAUAUACCGAAGUAUCACCCAUUUUCCAGCCGAUAUGAACUCAGAAGCACUGGUUACUGAGAUCAUCCACCAUCUUUCAUUCGUCGAUCCCAAAGAUCCUCUAUCCAAAGCCACCUCGUGGCCGACUUUCAUUGCCGGCGCCGAGACUGAUAACCCGGUGUAUCGGCAGUGGGCUCUAGAUCGGUUGAAUCGACUGUGGAAUGUACUGCCGUGGGGAUAUGUGCAAACUGCGGUAGAGGUUAUGCAGAUGGCUUGGAGAUUGAGGGAUGAGUCUGGCUUGCAUUCUACGGGUUGGGUUCAGCAGUUGAAGACGUUGGGGAAUCAUUGGUUGAUUGCGUGA
Messenger RNA from Aspergillus nomiae NRRL 13137, 1398 nucleotides. RefSeq lists its product as uncharacterized. The record is from RefSeq and is a predicted model, not a curated record. Bases 1 to 1398 code for a protein of 465 amino acids. The transcript has 3 exons. NCBI's taxonomy places the organism in Eukaryota, Fungi, Ascomycota, Eurotiomycetes, Eurotiales, Aspergillaceae. Gene Ontology annotation, cellular component: nucleus. Gene Ontology annotation, molecular function: DNA-binding transcription factor activity; transcription cis-regulatory region binding. Gene Ontology annotation, biological process: positive regulation of transcription by RNA polymerase II.